UUCUUUAUUUUUGGGAUAAAGGCGGACCAGAUAUUGGAUGAGUCUUUAUUCAGAAACAUUUUCUUGACCUUUCAAACUUUUAGUUAAGAAGUUGCUGCCUUAGAAUUCUUCUUCCCAUUUGGUAGACAUAUUCACAUAACGGCUUUGGUCAUAAUUGUCUUUGUUUGAAACAGGGCAGUUGAAGGAAUUUGAGUGCGAAUUAGCCACUGUUAGGCUUAUUGGAGCCACUGUUGGCCUUAUUGGAACCGCUGUUUGGUUUCUAGCUUUGACAUUGAAAGAGGUUUUGUCUAUCUGGGUAAUUAUUAUUGUCGGUCAUCUUCGUUCUCUAUUUUUCUGUUGCUUUGAUAGAUAUUGAUAAUGUUUGAAAGUGAGUUCUGGGUAGUUUGCAAAGGAAAUCAAUAUUACCAAGAUCGAGUCUUUGAGGAGACUUGUGCGUUGCUGGCAGUUUUGGCGGUGAAGAAAGACUUAAAGUAGUUGGAAUUUCAGUUUCAUUUCACGACAAUAUUGGUGUGUCACAAGAAAAGUGUUGGGGCAAGUUCAGUUUUCUCAACUGCUCAAGUGAUUACAAAGCCCUCUUUUUAAUAUUUCAAGCUCACAAAUUCAGGCCAAAACAUUUCCCACCUGAUGUAAACAGAAUUCGAUCACAAAAACUCUUGUACUACUCAGUAGAUCCAACCAAUCCCCAGGUCAUUUCUUUUUGGAGUUCCAAAGUUUGCUUCAAUCAUUGUGUUUUGGAUUGAGAAGGAGGGCGAGAGAGUUCUGUCUUGUUUGUUUCCUCUUAUAUUGUCCUUAUUAUAUUUUCACUAUGAAUCAUUCUGGGGCAGCCAAUGAUCAGAGACCAGCAGUUGAAGUUACCAAGGAUAGAAAUGGAAUCGGUCAGGUUGUGCUUCGGAACCCUCGAGGGGCUUCUGCAACGAUUAGCUUACAUGGAGGACAGGUGCUCUCAUGGAGAACCGACAGGGGAGAAGAGUUGUUAUUCACAAGUACUAAGGCAAUCUUCAAGCCGCCACAUGCAGUGCGAGGAGGAAUACCCAUAUGCUUUCCACAGUUUGGGAACCGAGGAUCACUAGAGCAACAUGGGUUUGCCAGGAACAAGAUUUGGGUCAUUGAUGACAAUCCACCACCUUUGCAUCCCAGUGAUUCCCUUGGAAAGACGUAUGUUGAUCUGCUGCUUAAGUCAUCUGAAGAAGAUUUGAAGACCUGGCCACACAGUUUAGAGUUUCGUCUUAGGGUGUCAUUGGCAGCCGAUGGGUAUCUUACAAUGAUUUCACGCAUCAGGAAUAUCAAUUGCAAGCCAUUUAGUUUCUCAAUUGCCUACCAUACAUAUUUCUCCAUCUCUGAUAUCAGUGAAGUGCGGAUAGAAGGGCUGGAGACUCUUGACUAUCUUGAUAACUUAUGUCAAAAGGAACGUUUCACCGAACAGGGAGAUGCCUUAACAUUUGAAUCUGAGGUUGAUCGGGUUUAUCUUAAUUCGAAAGAUGUGAUUGCAAUAUUUGAUCAUGAAAGAAAACGGACAUUUACUAUACGCAAAGAAGGACUCCCAGAUGUCGUGGUAUGGAAUCCAUGGGAGAAGAAAUCAAAAUCCAUGGUGGAUUUUGGAGAUGAAGAAUUCAAACAGAUGCUUUGCGCUGAUGGGGCAGCAAUUGAAAAACCAAUCACUUUGAAGCCAGGUGAAGAAUGGACAGGGCGGUUGGAACUUUCUGUAGUCCCUUCAAGUUGAUCCUAUUGCAAGUUCUUUGAAGAUUAAACAGAAAUGAUACGAAUAAAUUACUCGAAAUCUUGCAUUGAUGUUGGUAUAAUUUUCAGUAUUUGUGAUGAAGAAACAAAUAAGGGACCGUUCUUAAUCUGAUAAAUUACUGUCAUGAUGACAAAAAUGAUAGUUCCUGUAAGGGAAGUGGAGAUAUCUGUUUUAUUGUAUCUCCUUUGUAGCAAUAACUUCAAAUGUAUAAAAUCGUAUAUGGAU
This is a messenger RNA of Pistacia vera, 1963 nucleotides long. RefSeq names its product putative glucose-6-phosphate 1-epimerase. Gene Ontology annotation, molecular function: carbohydrate binding; isomerase activity. The record is from RefSeq and is a predicted model, not a curated record. Bases 806 to 1720 code for a protein of 304 amino acids. NCBI's taxonomy places the organism in Eukaryota, Viridiplantae, Streptophyta, Magnoliopsida, Sapindales, Anacardiaceae. Gene Ontology annotation, biological process: carbohydrate metabolic process. The transcript is spliced from 8 exons.